UUGAAAAGGAGCAGGGAGAUACUGAAUUCUUGUCUUGAUAAAGUGUCGGUUCCAGUACGUAGAUCCGCCGACCAUCACCUACAGCCGCUAUCACUUGACCGGCUCCCGGCUCCUGCCUCUAAGAAGCUGCUGAAGUCCAAAGAAGCCAUAGAGUCAUGGAGACCCAUAGUCGGAGUGUACAUUCACUCAAUUCACUGCGCAACACACCCGAUGCUAUGGACACUAUUGAAUCAGCGAAGCGACUUCGACUCAUGGUAA
This is a messenger RNA of Danaus chrysippus (African queen), 258 nucleotides long. Lineage: Eukaryota; Metazoa; Arthropoda; Insecta; Lepidoptera; Nymphalidae. The record is from the annotation of a GenBank genome assembly.